AUGUACACCCUUAAACCCGAUACAUCCACGACACAAACUCCCAAUGAUGCCUCUACCAUCGUCACUUCGGAUGUCCAGUCGGACGAAAACGCAGCUGCCACCAACAAGACUUCCGUGGUCACUAGAACAGCUCGUAUCGGUCACGCGUACUCCUCCCUCAUUCGAUAUCCUUCUAUGCAUAAGGAGGGCUUCGAGGAUAGCGAAGUAGGCCAGGCCAUCCUCAAACAUUUGCCUCUUUAUGGGCCGAUGUUUGUAGAUUUCGUUUUUAGUGGUGUCACCGACGACACUAUCCUUACGGUGGAGGAGCUGGAUAAGGCAUCCGGGGGCGCCACCAAACUGUCCGACAUAGACGCUAUCAUCAAGCAUGAAUGGCAGGAGGAGGAGCGACGUCGUUUCAUAACGGACCUGGCUAGCGCACCCAUCGGGUCUUCCAAGGACGAGCAGCGCAAAAGAGUGGCUACGCAAAUCAAGAUUGCGGACGAGAUCGGCUGGGGUGGCGUCAAGAUCAAAUCCGAGAAAGAAUUGGGAGAGAUCCUUGGCCCAGACGACAAACUUCAACAGGCUUAUCAGAACAUAAUCACUCCAUACAACCCACGGCUAACCAGCAAGCGACCCGCGGAGAGUGCCCCCCUCGACUCGCCUGCAGCUACAUGA
Neurospora hispaniola is the source of this 654-nucleotide messenger RNA. RefSeq lists its product as uncharacterized. The transcript has 3 exons. The record is from RefSeq and is a predicted model, not a curated record. NCBI's taxonomy places the organism in Eukaryota, Fungi, Ascomycota, Sordariomycetes, Sordariales, Sordariaceae. Bases 1 to 654 code for a protein of 217 amino acids.